This is a messenger RNA of Funneliformis geosporum, 765 nucleotides long. The record is from the annotation of a GenBank genome assembly. Lineage: Eukaryota; Fungi; Glomeromycota; Glomeromycetes; Glomerales; Glomeraceae.
AUGGUUUGUGAAGUUGGUGUUAGCAUCGCUUCUGAUGACUUAAAUCCUACGUACUAUUACCUCAAAGUAGCUUGUGAAAAAAGAUUACCUCUUUCAAGUUGGACAACGUUAAUUUCUGUGAAUAAUUACAAUCCAACAAGUGAAAACGAUUAUAAUAAUCCAUUAUUAUUCUCAGCCCUUUUACAAGAUCCAACUCUUGUUCUCACAUGGGAUAUAGAAACAUAUAGUUCACUUGGACUAGGUAACUUUUUCACUGCACAGAAUGUUAAAAUUGCGUCAGACUCACAUUGGACCACAAUUAUAUGCGGGAAUCAAGUAAAUCUGUUAAAAGCAUUUGCAUUAUAUUGGAAAUGUUUAGCUCUGGAUAUACAAAUAGGUUUUAAUGAUUCACAAUAUGACUGGAGAUUUAUUGGGUUAAAAGAAACCAAUGCUACAACAGCUGAGCAGAUGCGUGAAGUAGCUGAAUAUUGUAUUAUCGAUGCUAUUAGCUGUCAGCGGUUAAUGAUAAAGUAUAAGGCAAUUAACAAGUACAGAGAGGUGGUAUUUGUAAUCUUCAUAUCAUUAUAUGAUUCAUAUUAUUUUGCAAUAAGAAUGAAAGUACGUAAUCUUUUAAGUUUCAGUGCAUGGCAGGAAGGAAUUUUAACUAGUAUAAUUCCAUGUGAACAAACGGAAACAGGGAAAUACUCUAGAGCCUAUAUUUUUCUGCUAGUAAAGGGUCUUGAAAAUAGACGUCCUGUAACUAGCUUAGACUUUGCAUUAUUGUAA